Pteronotus mesoamericanus is the source of this 1519-nucleotide messenger RNA. RefSeq names its product solute carrier family 31 member 1 (gene SLC31A1). The coding region runs from base 194 to 757 and encodes 187 amino acids. The record is from RefSeq and is a predicted model, not a curated record. Lineage: Eukaryota; Metazoa; Chordata; Mammalia; Chiroptera; Mormoopidae. Gene Ontology annotation, cellular component: plasma membrane. Gene Ontology annotation, biological process: copper ion transmembrane transport. Gene Ontology annotation, molecular function: copper ion transmembrane transporter activity. The transcript has 5 exons.
UGAAGCAGGGGGCGGGUCAGGGACGAAUCGGCGGCCUUGGUUGCGGUGUUGGACACGUCGAGCCGGUCAGAAGUGGAGGGGGCUUCUGAAGAGUCUUGAGGGGCUUACGAGUUAAGGUUCUGGAAGGGAGGAGCCGGUGGCGGAACUCGAUCUGGGAAGGAUCUUCUGCUGACCCUCAACGUUAACUGGAAAGAUGGACCAUUCCCACCAUAUGGUGAUGAACCCUAUGGACAACAACAGUACUGGUCACCACCACCCAGACACUCCAGCGUCCCACUCGCAUGGAGGGGGAGGCAGCAACGCGAUGAUGAUGCCAAUGACCUUCUACUUUGGCUUUAAGAAUGUGGCACUGUUGUUUUCUGGCUUGGUGAUCAAUACAGCUGGAGAAAUGGCUGGAGCUUUUGUGGGAGUGUUUUUACUAGCAUUGUUCUAUGAAGGACUCAAGAUAGCCCGAGAGAGCCUGCUGCGCAAGUCACAAGUCAGCAUUCGGUACAAUUCCAUGCCUGUCCCAGGACCAAAUGGAACCAUUCUUAUGGAGACACACAAAACUGUUGGACAGCAGAUGCUGAGCUUUCCUCAUCUCCUGCAAACAGUGCUGCAUAUCAUCCAGGUGGUCAUCAGCUACUUCCUCAUGCUCAUCUUCAUGACCUACAAUGGGUACCUCUGUAUUGCUGUAGCAGCAGGAGCCGGCACAGGAUACUUUCUCUUCAGCUGGAAGAAGGCAGUGGUAGUGGACAUCACAGAGCAUUGCCAUUAACAUCAAACUCCACAGUGUGGCCUUACCGAUUGCAGUGGGAAGCAGUUCAAGACUGGAAGAUGUAAUUCAUACUCCAAUCUUCCUUUCUUGCUCCUUAUCUCAUACAUACACCUGCUCAACACAGGUUGCGCUUACAGUCUCUGAGCUAAAGGGGGAACCCCUGUGAUUGUUCCUUUUCCUGCGCUGAGAUUCCCAUUUCUCUUGAGAUGAAGCCACCCAUGAGAUGUCUUCUUCUCCACCGUUAUCUUAGAUCCCAGUUACGUGUUCUGGUCUAAUCCAGGUAGCUUUCUAUUCAAUGACUUGAUCACCUGCUUUCUUUUUUAGCCUUCUGUUUUUAUUUUUAAUAGACAAUCUGUGAAUUUGGUGGGGUUUUCCUGGGUCAGUGGUGGGAAGGAUUAACUUCAGCUAGGAUCCAUGGCAGCUGAGGGAAAUUCUUGCCCAACUAAACCCAGAACCCAAAUUUAACAUUAAAAAAUAAGUUCCAGUCUUUGGAUUCAAUGAGUGGGAAAUACAUUGUGCCUUUCUCUAGGUGCGAUGUGUUGCACUGAAUAUUUGUAGUGGGCAGAGGGUAGUUUGAGACUAAAUACAGACCUGGAGCUUGUAGAAAUGCACAUUGUGGGUGGCUGACUUAUUGACUGUGUUCCCGCUUAACAUUUUGAUUAGAAUGAACUUGGCAAUCAGAAAAAGAUGACAGUCAAUUGGAGGAAAUAGAAAUACAUAUUUUAAAAUAAAGCCAUUGACAUUUUGCUGAAUGUAGCAAAA